Molecule: messenger RNA, 2860 nt
Organism: Molossus molossus (Pallas's mastiff bat)
Lineage: Eukaryota; Metazoa; Chordata; Mammalia; Chiroptera; Molossidae
Gene: ZNF792
Product: zinc finger protein 792
Exons: 4
Coding region: 1-1905 (634 amino acids)
Biological process (GO): negative regulation of transcription by RNA polymerase II
Molecular function (GO): DNA-binding transcription repressor activity, RNA polymerase II-specific
Source: RefSeq, a predicted model, not a curated record
AUGGCUGCGGCGCGGGCGCUGAGGGACCCGGCGCAGGGCUGUGUGACCUUUGAGGACGUGACCAUUUACUUCUCCCAGGACGAGUGGGGACUCCUCGAUGAAGCUCAGAGACUCCUGUACUGCGACGUGAUGCUGGAGAACUUUGCCCUCAUCGCCUCUCUGGGUCUUACAUAUUUCAGGUCCCAUAUAGUUGCCCAGCUGGAGGCGGGGGCAGAACCCUGGGUGCCCGACAGGGUGGACAUGACUUCAGCCAUGGCAGGAGGGGCCUAUACUGGGCCUGAUCUUUGUCGUGGAACGAAGGGUGAGGAGUCACCUUCUGAGCACAGUGUUUCUGUAGAAGGAGUGUCACAGGCCGGGAAUCCCAAGGCAACUCUGUCCACCCAGAAGGACGGCCCCUGUGACGUGUGCGACCUAGACUUGAAAGAGCUUUUGCACCUGGCUGAUCGUCAGCCACCACCUCCCAGGCGGAAACCGUGCGUGCGGGGGGCAGGUGGGAGGAAGCCCGCGCGCAGGGCACACCUUCGCCAGCCCGAGAGGCAGCGGGCGGACACGGCUGUCAGAAGGGAGGAGGGCAGGGCCUCGCUUGCGAGGAGCCGCAGAGAUGACACGUCGGAGAGACCUUUCACAUUCGGGGAGGGUAGGAAGGACUUUGUGGCCAGAUCUGGCUUUCCCCAGCAUCCGCCCACUGACAGUGUGGGGGCGCCACACCAGUGCACCAACGGGGUGGGGGACUUUCACACUGACCAGAGCCAUAGCAGGUCCAGUGAACUUGGGGAUGGUCUCAGUGACAAACCCACAUUUGCUCAGCACCAGAGAACCCACACUAGAGAGAGGCCUUAUGAAUGCAGCAAAUGUGGGAUAUUUUUCAGCCACACCACUGGCCUCUUCCAACACCAGAGAGAUCACAAUAGAGGGAAGCCUUAUGAAUGCUGUGAGUGUGGGAAGUUCUUUAGCCAACACUCCAGUCUCAUUAAACAUCAGAGAGUUCACACCGGUGAGAGUCCUCAUGUGUGCAGUGACUGUGGGAAAUUCUUUAGCCGAAGCUCUAAUCUCGCUCAGCACAAGAGGGUUCACACGGGCGAAAAGCCUUAUGAGUGCAACGAAUGUGGGAAAUGCUUUAGCCAACGCUCCAACCUCAUUCAUCAUAAGAGGGUUCAUACUGGUAAAAGCGCUCAUGAGUGCAAUGAAUGUGGGAAAUCUUUCAACUGCAACUCCAGCCUAAUUAAACACUGGCGCGUUCACACCGGAGAACGACCUUAUAAAUGCAACGAAUGUGGGAAAUUCUUCAGCCACAUCGCCAGUCUCAUUCAGCAUCAAGUCGUUCACACUGGCGAACGGCCUUAUGGGUGCAGUGAGUGUGGGAAAGCCUUCAGCCGAAGCUCCGACCUCAUGAAACAUCAGAGAGUUCACACUGGUGAGCGGCCUUAUCAGUGCCCUGAAUGUGGGAAAUCGUUCAGUCAGAGCUCCAGCCUCAACAGCCAUCGGAGACUUCACACUGGUGAACGGCCUUAUCAGUGCCCUGAAUGUGGGAAAUUCUUUAACCAAAGCUCCAGCCUCAAUAACCACCGGAGACUUCACACUGGCGAGCGACCUUAUGAAUGCCUCGAAUGUGGGAAAACCUUCAGACAGAGGUCUAAUCUGAGGCAGCACCAGAAAGUUCACAAACCAGAUAGGCCGUAUAAGUGCAGUGAGUGUGACAAAACCUUCGGCCAAAGGGCUACCCUCCUUCGACAUCAUAAAAUUCACAGUAGAGAAAGGAGUGCGGAGGACAUGCUUCCUCCUUCAGCGCGACAGCACACACUGGAGGGAAACUCCGAGAGCAGCCUUCAUGGGGGAGCCAUCCUCCAGAAAUUGAACCUUGCUCGUCCAAAUAGUCACACUGGGGAGAUUCCCUACAAAUGCUAGAGACGUUGGAAGCUUUCUAGAGCCGAGUUGUAUGUCCUGACCAUGGACUUGACCGGUGUUUGUGGCGGAAACCACCUCAGCUUUACCUACAGGCAGGUCUCCCGAGUGUGUGGCAACCACUCCUUGUGCUCAGGGAAGGCAGACCUCUGGCUUCUCACAUGACUCUCUCUUUCUACUAGGGAGUCGUGAGUAGCCCAUGGCUAGUAAGAAUGCCUCGUUCCCUCCUGUCGUGACUGGUGUCGCUGUGCACAUGACCCACCUUUGGCCAUGAAGACCUGAGCUGGGUUCUGCUGGCGGCUUGCUGAGAAGCCCUCCCUUUUUCAAGGACAUUGUUGAUCUCGUGAUGCCUGUGACGAAUUUAUCCAGCUUCCAAAUUACCCUUCCCAACAACUACCUGCCUUACAUUGGUUUGGGUGAUAAUAAGGGUCUUAUUGAUAAAGUCACCUUUAAUCUUCCGCAUUCUGAUCACCGUGUGGAAUAUGUUGAGAACGGAAUGAAGGUCUACCAAAUUAAAGAGGCCUCCAGAUGUACUGUUUCAGAGGGAAGAGCAGGGUGGCCGAGGGCAGCUCUCGGUCCAGAUUUGACCUCAUUUGUAUUGGUAUUCAAGGCCUUCUAGGGAAAACUGUAGGGCUUUGGGGAGCUAAUAUUAUGGUUUGGAUGGCAUGAAUUUUUGUGGACCAGAGACUGCCCUGAGGAAGGGGCAUUUGUGACAAACUCCAGUGCAUCUGCGAGGAGCAUGAACAAGCCCCUUGCUUCCAGGGGACGCCUCAUGUUUCCUUGCACUGUUAAACCGACACUGUUUACCUGGCAUCUGCCAAGGAACCGUACACCUUGAAGUCUAACAUCUGGUAUAUAGGUCUCUCUGACUGUAGGUCUUACUGGGGCCCAGAGGGACCAUAAUUUGUACAGAAAUGCUGGGGGGUUAUAAUGGAAUAGGUGAGACUACAGAAAACUA